AGAUUCUUUCCGUAUGUAUACAAACCGAUAACUAAGGCACGUUAGAAGAGAGAAUCAUGACAUUUUUCAGUAAAGACAACGUGAAGCAUUUUGAAGUACCGGGUGACGACGGGAAAAUAGACACUUUAGCACUGCUCGAGGCAGCCCGUGGUGUGGUGGAAAUGGUCUCUGCCUUUGGAAAAGCUUUUUCCCCAGUUAAAAGUGACAUAAAUGGAAAUAUUGAGAAAUUGCAGAAGAAAUAUGAAAUGAAUAAGGAGCUUUUCAUAACUAUUAAUGCAAUGUUGGAUGAUGAACUCGAAAACAAAAGUACAGAUUUAGCUAAAGUAGGAGGACUUUGGUUGACAAGAGGGCUCAACUUUUUACGGACAUUCAUGCAGAUUUUGAUUAAGGAGUACAGAGAAGGAAGUAAAGAGGAGAGCAUGAAGCAUAUCAUAAAUGCUGCUUAUGAGGCAACACUGAAGAAAUACCAUGGGUUCAUUGUCAAGAAAGUAUUCUCUGGAGUUUCAGGGUUUGCUCCAUACAGGAAGGAUUACUUACUGAAAAUGGCACUUGGAAAGGAGGGACAAGAAGAACAGGUUAUAAAAGAUAUGGAGGCCUAUUUAGAUACGAUGUCCCCAGUGAUUGAUGCUAUGAGCCAGCUAUACAAGGACAAGGGACUCGAUACAGACGAAAAAGUGUAACUUAUCAUGCAUCAUCACCAUGUCCAUCGAAGCUCAAGACAGGGUUACUUCCCUUGUUUUUUAACUUUAACAGUUGUGUGAUAUUCUUAAACGAUAGUCUAUUUUCUUAUAUGUAUUACAUGUACUAUGCAGUCUAAAAUCCUUGAGGCAUAAUAUGUACAGGAAGAAAUGAUCUGGAUGUUUUAUGCAGCAUUUCACAUGAUUAAUUGUGUAUGGUAUUUAUUUACAUUGUCAUUUUAUCACUGUGAUACUUUUGGUUGCAGAGAUUGAAGUGUUUACUGCACCAAGAUACUUUGACCAAUAUAUAUUUAUUGUAAUUUUUGAAAACACAUUCCAUUUGAUAUAAAUAUGAUCAUUUUUGCAAUAUAUUAGAGCAUUCAAAGCUUUUUUCAAAUCUUUACUUACAAUCAUGUUUAUCAUGUUAGAAUUGAAUUAUGUUGUUGGGACCAAUGGAGAAACCAGUGUUGAUUGUGAUUUUAAGAUCAUUGUUUGAUAUUUACACAAUCAUAUACUAGUAGUAUUAUAUGUGUAUGCUGUUUUAUUGGAUAAAGAGCUAUUUCAGACAAAGAAAAAAUAAAAUUAGAUGUUUAGAUGUUGUUAUUUGCCUUGGAAAAAAAAAUUCAAAACAAGAAUGGAAAUGGGUGUUUAUUUUUUCAAUUCUUUAGAUCUCUAGAUGUCAUUUCAUAAUUAAUAUAAUGCAGUAGUAUUUGUAAUGCUGUACAUCUUUAUAUGCAAUUAAAAAAUUGUGACACAGUUACAAGCAUAGAA
Magallana angulata is the source of this 1448-nucleotide messenger RNA. RefSeq names its product glycolipid transfer protein-like. Gene Ontology annotation, molecular function: ceramide 1-phosphate binding; ceramide 1-phosphate transfer activity. NCBI's taxonomy places the organism in Eukaryota, Metazoa, Mollusca, Bivalvia, Ostreida, Ostreidae. Gene Ontology annotation, biological process: ceramide transport; intermembrane lipid transfer. The coding region runs from base 57 to 680 and encodes 207 amino acids. The transcript is spliced from 6 exons. The record is from RefSeq and is a predicted model, not a curated record. Gene Ontology annotation, cellular component: membrane; cytosol; cytoplasm.